AAAAAGAAAAAGAAAUAUUAUUUAUGCGUUCUCGUCUCGUAUCUAUUUAUUUUACUAUAUCUAUCGUAAGAAAUUCGAAGGUAUGGUAUUUCCUCUGGAACUAAUGCUGUACUAACAACUGCAUUAGACUCGAAUAUACGAUUGUGAAUCUUUUUAUGACGGAUGUUGUUAGGAUCGAUUAAGAAUCAGGAAUGAUCGAAGAAGAUUGGAUCCGAAAUGAAAAUAAAAGAAAAGGAACAAAAUCUAAGUGUAAGUAGAAAAAGAAGGAGCUUACAGAUGUUUCUUUUACCUUCCGGAGAGCGAUUCAGAUCAGCCGAUAUAAAUCUCUUCUUUGCAAACGAGCAAGAAGAAGCAGUACCGGUCCUGUCACUUCGACCGACCGACUGGAAGAGCCACUUGGACACGCAGAUUGUUUAUAUUGCAAAUAGUGAUAAAUACGCAGAGUCAUCGUGUCCCUUUCUCUUUUUUUUUCCUUUUUUCUCUUUUCUUUUUUUUUCCUUUCUUUCUGGUUUCCUAGCGUGAAAGGUCGAACCUAUUCGUUGGAAGGACACGUUGUCACGAAAGGAUACGCUUUCGUGACGCUUCGAGCGCUUUUUUCAAGCUCUUUUUCAAAGAACUAGAAAAUCCAAUUAUCUUUGGGAAAGAAGCGAUCGAUGGAAAGUUUUGAGUAAAGGAAAAAUCUGGAGCGAUCCUGACGAAAUCACAAAGAGAGAGGAAGAGAAAGAGAGAGAGAGAGAGAGAGAGAGAGAGAGAGAGAGAGAGAGAGAGAGAAGCGCGGGUGAGUUGGGACCAUUCAAUGAUUGGUCAUGCUAUGGCGUAGGGUAGAACACUGGGGUGAGAAUGGCAAUUCAAAAAUUGGACACACUCUCCUUGUCAGGGGUACCAACCAACAGCGUGCGAUCGCUGCAGGCACGAAAAAUUCCUUUCGAUCGAGUUCCCACGAAAUAUCCCAGGCGGACCUACCUCUUCGACAAAGACCUAUAAAUUAUACGUUACGCGCUGAAUUUGGCAAGAUUCGAAAGGGUCAUACCCUCCCCUUUUGCGAUACGCCUAUGUACGUAUGUAUACGUGUACAUAUUAAUUUAUCGAUCGUCGAGGCCGUUCUUAAAUCGCUAAAAUUAGCGAAUAUACCGCCAGCUUACUCUUUUCUUUCCUUCUCUCUUUUUUCUUCCUUUCUUUUCUUUUCUUUCUUUUCUUUUUUUUUUUUUAUUCUCGGCCGGUACAUCCACGGCACAUCGUCGCCGGGAUAACAUUUUCUUUUCCUAUUAAUCUGCCUCGUUCUCUGCGAGCCGUAAUCGCGUGGGUGGGCCCGUCGCACCUCUAAGACGGUUAAUCCUUCUUACGUUGCUUUAAGAAUUAAGACACGAACACAAUGCGUCAAGGAGACCAACUUCUUUGUAUCUAAAUCUUGACCUUAUCGUCCAAUUAGUCGUGCAAUGAUAUGUCCUAUAUAGAGUUAAUGCAGUUUCAUCCAAGGAUUAGAAGUCAUUUGGGUAUUACAAUAAACGAAUAGUAUAGAUCCGAUUGGAUGUUAUCGAAAAUUUAUUUUUCUCUAAUGAGAAUUUUCUUUCGAAGCGUAUAGAAAGAAAAAAAAAAAUUAUUCAAAGAAUCAUCGAUACCUUUAUCCGUAACGGUUACGAUUAUCGCUCAAGCACUCGUGUUAACGUUCGUUUGAUAUUAGAUGGAGUCGCACGAUAACCUUCGUGUUGUAGUUCAGGAAUCGCUAAUCUUGUAUCUACGGUUUACAUCCUUUUAGGUCAACGGCCAACAACGUUCCGAGAUUAGAUUCCACAGGAGCAGAUAAAUAUUUCGCGGGUGCCAUGUUCCCUGCGUGAACUGUCCUGAUCCGAAUCGCAGCAUAAACCCUCGUAAAUAGCGUUUCACACGAAUCUUGCUGAUAUCGCGAAGCGCCGAUUAAAAAAGUGGCCCGUCGAGCGUUCCUUUUCGGCCCACGUAAGGAAAAAAAAAGAAUAAUGAAAUAAAAAAAAAUAAAAAAAAUAAAAAGAAAAAGAAUAAAAAGAAGCAGCACGUCGAACGAUUACGGGACAGUCUAUAUUGCUCGUAUCACGUUAUUUUAUUUAAUGCAUUAAUUUGAGGGUUUAACGUGUGAGAGAAGAUCAAGAAAGGAAAGAGAGCAAGAGAAUGUUUUUUUUUGUCUUCUUGUUUCCUCUUUCGUUAAAAAAGAGAAAAGAAAUUCGGCGCUCGUAUCAAGACAAGACUGUGAAUCUGAUCAUUUGUAAAAGAACGUAUUGAGCUCUACGUGCUUAAGUGUUCGAAAUUGAAAUUCGCACGCUAACGUCCAUUAAUCUUCUCUAAUCUAUGCAAUAAGAAAUAUGCAAAGGAGAUAAAAGUCGAACUGGGAACAUAAUAAAUCGGAUGAUCCUCGUUGAGCGAGAGGCUCGAUAUUUAACGUCGAAAGGACGACGGUAUAGGAGCUCGCGCUUAUAUUCGAACGUCGGUACAAUCUUUUAAGAGACACAAGACAUUACUUUUUUCGGGACCAGGGGCCAGUGCAACCCACGAGAAUCUCAGCGUGGUUAGUGAUGCCGAUGGUGGUGGUGGCCUCUCGAGCUGCUGCGUGGGCCGAAUCCUUCGAAAUAUUAUCGUUCCCUUCUGCCCAUUUCCCCGCUCGUGUCAUUGUUUUACAGAGGGGAGUGCAAAGCCGAUGAUAUAUCGCGGCUGAAGUUCAUUCUAGAAUAUUAAUGCGCUCUAUUAUGUACUCCCUAGAUUCUACCUCUCCAGAGUUGCAAGCCGAAUUCAAAAGAAAUCCGUGGAAUCUCACGAAACAUGGGCGUGCAGCACUUUCCACAAUUGGAGACGGCUCAGCUGAUGGAAACUUACGACGUAGAAGCCUCGACGAUUUGCAUCGGUCUGAAGGGUCUCUCUCAGGGACAGGGGAAGCUUUGCCAAUUAUCCGUGGAUCAUAUGCCGAGCGUGGCGAAGGGCGCCAAAUUUGGAGUCCUCGAGUGCCAGCAUCAGUUUCGAGAUAGAAGGUGGAACUGUUCCACCGUCAACGAUGAAACUGUUUUCGGACCGAUUCUUAAAAUAGCAAGCAGAGAAACCGCGUUUGUACAUGCUAUCACAGCCGCGGGGGUUGUUUAUUCCAUAAGUCGAGCUUGUAGGGACGGACAAUUAUCGUCGUGCGGUUGUUCGAGGAGUAGCAGACCCAGAGAUCUUAAUCGCGAAUGGAUUUGGGGUGGAUGCGGCGAUAAUCUCGAAUAUGGAUAUAAGUUCACCCAAGCAUUCGUCGACGUAAGAGAACGCGAGCGUAGCUUCAAAAGAGGUAGUAGAGAACAAGGGAGAAGCCUAAUGAAUUUGCACAACAACGAGGCAGGACGUAGGGCUGUUAUAAAAAGGUCUAAAGUGACAUGCAAAUGUCAUGGGGUUUCUGGUAGUUGCAGCUUGAUCACCUGUUGGCAACAACUUGCGUCGUUUCGAGAAGUUGGUGAUCUUUUACUGGACAAAUAUGACGGUGCAACCGAAGUUCGAGUAAACAGGCGUGGACGAUUAUCCAUGCGAGAUCCAAGGUUUUCUUUGCCUACCGCCAAUGAUUUAGUUUAUUUGGAUGACUCGCCAAACUAUUGUCUUCCAAAUGAUACUCUUGGCUCUUUAGGUACGCAUGGACGAAUUUGUAACAGAACAUCGUCCGGUAUGGAUGGAUGUAAUCUUCUCUGUUGUGGAAGGGGUUACAAUACUCAAAAAUCAACGAUAAGGGAAAGAUGCGAUUGUAAAUUCCAUUGGUGUUGCUUCGUUGAAUGUAAAACAUGUGUUAAAAAUAUUGAUAUUCAUACCUGCAAAUAAGUUUGCACGUGUGUCAUUAUAUAUAAUAUACUUUUAAAGUUAAUAUUACUUGGAAUCCAAGUUUUAUACGAUGAAGGUAUCGACUAACGAAAAAAAUCUAUGCAGUAUGUAGGGUGUUCGAUUCAACGUGAUCAUCUACAUACCAUCCAUUUGUAUUUAACGUUUUGCAUUAAACAUUUUUCUAUCGUUAUAUUUUUUCCUUUACGACGUACGUUUAUUACGUAAAAAAUGAAAAUGGGAAUUUUUGGGAAGACGACUAAAUUAAAUUUAACACCCUACGUAAUUCGGUAGUGUAAUUCGCACUAUAUUGAUGACGGUGUAUAUUUUGAUAACAAUUUUAGAAUAAUCGUACAAAUUUUAGAUGUAUACUAGAAAUUUAUAAACGUAAUCAUAAUUUAGAAAUGUAAUUAAUUUGAUCAAAAUAUUCAUAGAUAAUAAUUUAACGAUCAUACAUAUAUGCGAAAAGCAUAUAUCAUACUUUUAUUUAAAUAAUUGAUUUUUUAUAUACGUUACUAAAAAUAGAAUACUUUUUGUAGAUGCAGUAGUAUCGAUAUAUCGUAUGGCCUAUUGGAAACUUGUAUGAACAAAGGCCUUUUACUGCACAACUGUAUUUUUACAUUACAUUCAUCAUGUAUAUCAUCUCUUUUGAUGUAUAUUUAUCAUAAUAAGAUGAUAAUAUGAUGAUAAUAUGAUGAUAAUUAUUUAAAGUAUUUCACUUUCUAAAUAUUACACAGAUUUCAAAGACUCAUAUUAUAAAAAUUUAUUUAUUGUCAUUUAUAAAUAAUUAGACAUUGUAAUAAAAAAAUGACUUAAGUAAUCCAUAAAUGUAUCUUUAUAUUUAUGCUUGCUCAAUAAUAUAAAUCUUAAAAACUUUAGAAACUUAUUAAAAUAUAUUUCACUUUGUGCUGUAAGAAAAACUAACUUGAAGUUUACAAAAUCGAAUGCAUUUGAAAUUUAAUAAAAUCUUGAAUUAAUAUUAAUAUAUUUAAUUAUCCUAUUUUAUUCUAUUUAUUACUAAGGU
Molecule: messenger RNA, 4822 nt
Organism: Vespula vulgaris
Lineage: Eukaryota; Metazoa; Arthropoda; Insecta; Hymenoptera; Vespidae
Product: protein Wnt-5b-like
Exons: 7
Coding region: 2788-3801 (337 amino acids)
Biological process (GO): multicellular organism development; canonical Wnt signaling pathway; cell fate commitment
Cellular component (GO): extracellular region
Molecular function (GO): frizzled binding; cytokine activity
Source: RefSeq, a predicted model, not a curated record